Messenger RNA from Perkinsus marinus ATCC 50983, 768 nucleotides. RefSeq lists its product as hypothetical. Lineage: Eukaryota; Perkinsozoa; Perkinsida; Perkinsidae. The record is from RefSeq and is a predicted model, not a curated record. Bases 1 to 768 code for a protein of 255 amino acids. The transcript has 8 exons.
AUGGAAGACCCUACUAUGGCUAAGCCUAGGUUAUGUACAUUCUUGAAGGGCCCACGUGGCCCUGCCAUGUGCAAGAACCCCGGUCCAGGAACGUAUACGCCGAGCCCUAUUAAUAUGGUUAGAAAUCCACAGUGGACUAUGACUGGACGUCAGGCCCCUCCAAAGUCUAAGGAUAUAGGUAAGUUCAUCACGCAGGGCCUGAUAUUGGACGGUACCGACCAGAGAACUGUACAGCUAGAGGCCCUAUAUGGGCUCCCCAAUGGAGCAUGUACUCAAGGCGUGCACCACCGAGUGAAAAGGACAAGUCUCCUGGGCCAGCUGCCUAUAGGUACGGUGUGUAUACAGAUGGAUACAUUAGCAGGCCUCCGAAGUGGUCCUUUUCGACCUCUAAACGCUUCUAAUGGGAGGGAUACUCCAAACGGUCACGAUAGUAGAGGGUUGAGGAUGGAGACACUAGCAUUCCUGGCAUCGGUAUCUCAACGGCUAGCAUUGGAUGAGCCUAUUGUCGGUCCUCCCGUGUUACCUACUACGCUCACGCCGCAGGAGAAUGCUCCCGAAAAGCUAGUGCUAGAGUUGCCGAAAACAGCGCAGGAACAACAGCCUAAGACCCGGGCUAAGGUUAAGAACAAGAAAAAGAACAAAAAUGCCCUAUUGAAUGCAUCACGACCUGCAAGUUCAUUGAGUAAGGCUAGAGAUGCCCUCCGAGGCGGCCCUACCAAGCAGAAGGCUAAGGCUAAGCCCUUCCAGGACAGUUUCUUUGACUUAUAG